Messenger RNA from Centropristis striata (black sea bass), 3122 nucleotides. It is a transcript of the gene pdss1, whose product is annotated as prenyl (decaprenyl) diphosphate synthase, subunit 1. Gene Ontology annotation, cellular component: mitochondrion; transferase complex. Gene Ontology annotation, molecular function: prenyltransferase activity. The record is from RefSeq and is a predicted model, not a curated record. Bases 30 to 1301 code for a protein of 423 amino acids. Lineage: Eukaryota; Metazoa; Chordata; Actinopteri; Perciformes; Serranidae. Gene Ontology annotation, biological process: isoprenoid biosynthetic process; ubiquinone biosynthetic process. The transcript has 11 exons.
CCCGUCCCAAUGCACACUGCUCCGGGAACAUGGCGUGUCCGUGGUUGAGGCAAUGCAGGAGGUGGAGUACGAACUGUACGAGUACGAUUUUAUUUGAAACCUUGUGGCAUUAUAACGCCCGGUCCGUGUCGUCCUCCACGUCCUCUCUGGGGCAGAAGUCCUGGAGCUCCAGGCCGGGCAGCGAGGUGCAGCCAUCAGCACUACCAACACGGUUAAACCCAAAAACAUUAAACUUCACCACAUCUUUCACUAGACACAAGUCACGGUUGCUGAAUCCCACACUACAAUCAUGCUGCUGCAGAAAGAGUGUACACAGUGAUGCAAAGCUAAAGGACCCCUUCACGUUAGCCCAAAAAGACCUAACAAAUUUAUAUGAUGACAUCAGAAAGGAGCUAUUUGUAUCCAGAAGAGAGCUGAAGUCUCUCUGUGACUACUACUUUGAUGGAAAAGGCAAAGCCAUCCGGCCAAUGAUAGUCGUCCUGAUGGCCCGGGCGCUCAACAUCCACAGCAACCAGUCUGGAGAUUUGAUCCCAGGGCAGAGGACCGUAGCUAUGAUCACGGAAAUGAUUCACACUGCCAGCCUGGUGCAUGAUGACGUUAUAGACGGUUCAGAUAAACGAAGGGGAAAGGGAACAAUCAAUGAAUUGUGGGGUGAAAAAAAGGCCAUCUUGGCUGGAGAUUUCAUCCUCUCAGCUGCCUCCAUUGCCAUGGCUCGUAUUGGUGACAACACGGUUGUAAAAGUGUUUUCCCAGGUGAUAGAGGAUCUGGUGCGAGGUGAAUUCAUGCAGAUGGGCUCCAAAGAGAAUGAGAAUGAGAGAUUCAAACACUACCUCGAGAAAACCUUCAAGAAGACAGCAAGUCUUAUUGCCAACAGUUGUAAAGCAGUAUGUGUUCUAGUAAAUUCUGAUCCUGCAGUUCAUGAAAUAGCCUACCAAUACGGGAAGAAUGUUGGCAUUGCAUUCCAGCUGGUGGAUGAUGUCCUGGACUUCACAUCGGGAGCCAACCACCUCGGGAAGCCCUCGGCCGCAGAUCUCAAACUGGGCUUGGCCACUGGACCAGUCCUGUUUGCUUGCCAACAGUUUCCUGAGCUCCAUGCAAUGAUCAUGAGACGUUUCAGCUCUAAAGGAGACGUAGAUCGAGCCUGGAAAUUCGUCCUACAGAGCGACGGCGUGCAGCAGACCAAAUACCUGGCAAACCGCUACUGCCAAGAGGCCAUCAGGCAAAUCAGUAUGCUCCGGCCGUCGGCAGAAAGAGACGCCCUCAUCAGGCUCACUGAGAUGGUGCUCACCAGAGACAAGUGAACCUCCGCUGCUGGGCUUCACUUCAGGCAGCUACCUGUGGAAAAACAACUCGCCCUGCCCCUCCAUGAUGGCACUUACCAGGGUCAGACAAUUGAAUCAUUGGGAAUUUGGUUUCAGAAGGACCUUUUGUUGCAGGUUUUACUGCCAAAUCUGAGUUAAUAUUGAAGCAAGCUGUUCAUCAGAACACUUACUUACAAUCAAUUGCUCAAAACAACACGGAGAGGUCUCUCAAAAACAUCAUACAUGUAUGAAUACACCUGGUUUUUAAUGCAAAUCACUUGAUUUAGAUUUCCUGAAUGGUGUCAAAGGUUUGAAAAAGGAAAUCUUAAAGGGGCAGUGUGUGUGAUUUAGGGGGAUCUAUCUGCAGAAGUGGAAUAUCAUAUUUAUAACUAUGUUUACCAAUCACGACAGCAUGAAGCUGUUUUUCACCUUGUGAGUUUUUGUGUGUCAUACCAGAAUAAGUUAUUCUUGAAUGUACAAUUUAUGUGACGGAAUCAUUCUUUUCGACCCGAAGUUGCUUGUUACUAUUCGGGGAGAAAAAAAGCCAUGACAGACAUCUGUGCAGCAGCCAUUAUGUUUCAUAAGUGACAAAGCACAGUAUGAGAAUGAGGAAAUAUAUCAUAAUUAAAUAUAUACCAACAUGAAAUCAAUUUAAUGCUUUUAACGCAAAAUAAUUGCAUUGCCAAAGAAUAGAAAAUACAUUUGGCCAAUUUUAAGAUGACUUCCAGUACAAACGACGCCCAUUCACGGUCUUUUAUCUGAACAAAGAUACAGAGACAGAUAUUUGUGUUGGUUGUGUGAAUACAGAUAAGUAUGUGUCUGUACAAGUCGAGUGACCACAGAAGCUAUUCUGAUGACUUUGCAAGGUGUUUACAGGUCUGUCUGUGGGCAGAUAUUGUCAACAUGAUAGCAUCACAACCAGUCACAAAACGUUACAAGUGUGUAGUUGAGAUAAAAAUGAAGGCUAAGCUUGAAGAUAGGUGUGGUCAGAGCAAGGGUGCAGAGAGAAGGCCCCAUUUUUAUAGUGGGUUGUCUUCCAUGUGGUCCACCAUGUUGCACUGCCAUGUUUUGUGCAUAAUCAGUCCUGUCUCCACAGCAAAAAGAGGUCUGGCUGCACUGGUCAUCAUUCUGAAAUAGGAGAAAAGCAUGCCAGCUUGGGUGCAAUUGGUUAUUUAUUUGCAGUAACGGUGGCCCUGCAAAAUGGAUAACAAAAGGGAGGAUAAUUGUGUAUGAAAUAGGCACCCAAUGGCAGUCUACACCCUGUGAAUUAGACUACAGUAGCCCAGAAUGGACAAAUCAAACACUAGCUUUAGAGAAGAUAUUUGCAUUUGACCCGAAGGCCACUGUACAUGCUUGUAAAGAGACGAGUGAGUAGAGGGGUAUUCAGUUGGUUGCAAUCUGCAACCUCACCACUAGAUGCCACUAAAUCCUACACACUGCACAUUUAAAAUCAAUGGAUGACACUGAAACCUGCAAUCCUCUUAACUUCAUUCAGUACUGUAAUUGCAACAUCCUCCCACGCUUGAAAGCAGCUCUGACUGAAACUUUGUUACAUGUUGGCGUAGAGCGCGUGGCGGUGUUGCAAAAUCUGUGCAAUUCCAAAUCCAAUGGAAACAUUGUCAUUGGUGUGUUUGUUUGGAUCUAUUAUUGUCUUUCAAGAUCCGUCCACACCUCAGAGGCCAAACAGUCAUGUGUCUUUCUGACUUGUUUUGAAAUGUUAUACGGUUACUUAAGUAAUGCAAAGUGUCCUGUAACAACAAAGGCCUUAACAUCUUCAAUGACUGUGAGCUCAAUAAAUCUACAGUGAUGCUUUUUUUUUUA